UUCAAAUACGUUAAAAUACAUAAUUCAAUAAUCGCCACUAACCAUACACUUAUACAGUUAUACAACAUCUUAGCAAUUGUCCUAAACAAAAUUUGAUAUUCUUUUCUACUGUAAAAGACAAGGGAAAUUAUGUGAGAUAGCCAUGAAAAAAAAUUAAAUUUAGUAACUAGCUAAAAUCUCCCCUUCUCUCUUCAUUUCUCUGCCUAUCUCUCUACUCUCUCACUAAAAAACUAAUUUUCUUUAUUUUUUUGCUAUUUGGCAAAUAAGCCCAAAGAACAAUACACAUUCACUCUUGCAGUAAAGUUCCCAAUACACCGAAAAGUAAUCAUUUGGUGUCUUUUCUGAUCUUUACUUUUCAUUUUGAAAAUUGAACUGUUAAAUUAAACUAAAACUCCACCAAUAAAUCCCCAAAUUGGAAAAAUCUAGGGUUUCACCGAACGUGAUCGCAUCUCUACCGAGACGAUGAGCGACAUCACCGGCAUUGAUACGGCGCCGUUGAGCGAACCCAAGGGAGGAUCCGACGCCGCUCGGAUCUCGGAAGUGAAAUCAUGGCUCGCCUCACAAUUCGAAUCCGCAGGGAAACAAGUCCCUAAUUUCGACUACACUCAUCGAAGCAUCACUCAUCUCUACAACCUCGCCACCGCUUCUCAAGCCAAGUCUCAAGCCGCAACGAUCGUCGCCAACGAUUUUCGUCAAAAGGCUUCCGAGUACCGUGCUCAAGCUGCUCGGGUUCGAGAGAUAUUGGAGAGUGCGGGAAUGGCACAAGAGAGUUUACCGUCUAAUGUGGUUUCAUCAGCUCAAGUUCUUGCUAACGUGGCGAAUUUGCUGAAUAUUAGAGAUACUGAACUCAGCAGUUUCCUUGUUGCAAUGGGAGAUAUUUCUCUGAGGAAGACUGGAGUGGAGGAGAAGAGAGCUAAAGCACAGAAAGAUUCUAAUGUGCUUCUUGAUUAUACUAGGAAAGCGAUUCAGAGGCUGACCUAUUUGAAGAAAAUCCUUGCGCAGUUAGAAGAUGAUGUGGUUCCGUGUGAAUCUCAGAUGGAGAAUUGGAAAACGAAUUUGGAAGUUAUGGCAGCUAAGGAGGAACAGUAUAUACAGCAGUACAAGAAGUAUGAGAUGUUGGUCAACCGUGUUGGCUACAGUCCUAAGAUCAGCCACAGAGAGCUCGUGGAAAUGGCGGAGCACAGGAAGGAAUUGGAGAAGAUGACAAAACCUGUCGUUGAUACUCUAAGAAGCUAUCAGGACCUGCCUCCGGACAAAGCUCUGGCUGCAUUAGCAAUCGAAGACAAGAAGAGACAGUUUGCAGCCGCCGAAAAGUAUCUAGAAGAAGUAUUACAAUCUGCUCUUGAGACAAGCGAUGAGUGAUCGGUGUAAAACUGUAUAUGGGCAAAUGCAUUUUUGCUUUCUGUCCAAAUUUCCCAAAGGGGACAUCGAUAUAAAUAUGAAUACGAUGUCUCCAACGACGGCUGUUACCGAAAUUUUCUCUGGAUUUUAAUUCAAAUAUGUUCUUGAUUAUUAUGAAACAGCACUGUUUACUUUCACAUUAUCACAUCUACUCCAAACACCAAAAAUACUCUAAACAUCUAAUAAUUUUACUUGUAAAUAUUCAAAACAAACCAGUUUUUAUCUAAAUUUUAGAUUUUUUUUUUAAUUUUAGAUAUUUAGGAAUACACUAUUCAAACUUAUGGUAUUAUGAUUUUUAGAUUUAAAAAAAAAUCAGUUAAUAUAUGAAUUUUAAUUUUCAAAAGUAAUUUAUUGGUAUAUCCGAAUCCAAAAUGAUUUCACAAAUUAUGAGGAAAGCUAUACACUGUGUGAGGCAAAGGAAUAGUGUCUCCACAAUAAUAUACAUUUCCACUAGUCUCAAAUCCAAAACCAAGCUAUAAAGUCCACAGACAAUAUUUAUUUAUGAAUAGAAAAACAUAAAACAUGUACGAAAAGAGGAUAUAGACAAUAGAUUUUAUCAAGCAAUUUAUUUUAAUGGCCAUUACUCAACAAAUGUUCUUGUGUUGCCAAACACUCUCUUGCAAUUAAAUCAGCAGCUCUGAGCAGGUACUCCAAUCAGAAGAUGCAAAAAUCCAAGAGACAACAACAGCAGAGAGCAGCAAGACUGCAAAAUCAUAACAUUUGUUCACAUUCUCAAUCUGUUUUAGUAUGAUAAAACCGGAGUAACCAAAAACUUUUACAAGUAUGUAUAGUUUCAACUACUCGUAACAUUCUCAAAACCAGUAACACGCUUGCAAAUCCAUUUGCUUUAGGUAUGCAAUGUAGUAAGUAACCAGUAGAAGUUCAAUGUUUGAUGCAAGCAUGUUCAUCCUAAAGAAUGCAAUAUGAACUAUCAACAAAGAGAGUGUGUGUGUGAGAGAGAGGAUAGUAAAGUUUUUUUAUAACCACAGAAGUUUCAAGACCUUAUGUACAUAAUCUCCCAUUGACUCGAAGUUAUAUUUAGAAAUUAUAAUUUUAAAAUAAUAUUUCGUACCAGGGUAGUUAAAAGUUAAAACCCAUGAUACAGGGAAACCAACCCCAUUGCCACCAACACUUUUGUAUCAAAAGUCAGUCAACUUCUACAUAGGAAUAUUUUAGUUGUAUCACAUGACAUUUUCCCCCUAAGAGGAUGUAAUCAACGUAGACCCAUACGAAACUCACAACAAAAGUUUAAUUAUUUUUUUUUUGACUAAACACAACAAAAGUGUUAGUAACGCAAGUUUGAUUGGAUAGAGUACUUUGACUUACCAUCCUUCUAGACACCCAGUGCUGCUCUGUUUCUGCUGUUGUUGCUGCUGCUGAGGAUAUUGCGGCGCAUACGGAGGAGGAUAUCCUUGCUGAGAAUAGCCCUGCUGUGGUGGAUAUCCCUGCUGAGGGUAGCCUUGCGGCGGAUAUCCCUGAGGAGGAUAUCCUUGCGGUGGAUACGCCUCCUUUGGAUAUCCCUCAGGCGGAUAACCUGAAGAACAAAUUUAGUUUAGCGAUACAAAAAAUUCAACAUGGAGAUGUGAAGUAAACAAUAUUCAGGAAACCUUGAGGAGGAGGGACAGCAACGGGAGGUUGGUUGUACUGAUUCAUUGUUGUUUCUGAUCACAGUGCAAACCCUAGUCCACAUACUUAGAGAAGUUAUAGAGCCAUUAG
Eruca vesicaria subsp. sativa (arugula) is the source of this 3117-nucleotide messenger RNA. The record is from the annotation of a GenBank genome assembly. NCBI's taxonomy places the organism in Eukaryota, Viridiplantae, Streptophyta, Magnoliopsida, Brassicales, Brassicaceae.